AAUGGGAGCAGAGACGCCACUGACGGUAUACGGACGAAGGUACACUUCCAUGGCCUUAUGGGUAUACCACUUCCAUGACGUCAUAUUCUUACCCAGAUAAACAAGCUACGUGCAAAACUCCCACAAUCUUGCUGUAUAGAAUUUCAAAAUUUCAACCUAUUUUUGUCAAAAUAUAACAUAAUUUUAUAUGCAUAUAUAUCAUGAUUAUUUUUAGUAACGAAAUAUUAAGAUUUUUAAAAUGAAAUUUAUGUAAAAUAGAAAAAAUAUAACAACACUUUAUUACUCUCUGGUGACUUGUGGGAAGGAUGAUUGUUACGAAUGAGGUAAUUGGAGACGAGCUUUUCUAUCAGCUGAACUUUAACAAUAAAGGAAGUUCGAAUCGGAUUCGAUCAACAACAAACACCACCGGAUUCUCUUCUUUGGAAACGUAUUUUUUGCCAACAUUUUGCUUCAAAGUCAUAUGUUCCAUAUUGUCAAAGGAAUACUGUUACAGUUAAGAACACGUUCGAGUAAUUUUGAGUGCCAUUUGAGGAGCUCGAGUGAAGAUUUUGUCAUUUUGGGGAUUCUUCUGUGGGAUCGUCGUUUAAUUUAGCGCGUCAUUCCCGUUUGUUUCCUUCCGUAAUCUAAUUUCAAUGGCUUGUUGUGGAGAAGGCGAAUGGAAAUCAUCAUUAGACAAUCAGAGUGCUGUCGUUUUUAGAAUGAGAUUGAGUCAUCAAAUACCCCAUAACUGUGAAAAGCACUGUAAAUUAAACAUUCUAAGUAGUUUUCCAAGAAAAAGUUGUUAAAAAAAGGUGCAUCCAGGUUUUGUGCAUGAUUGAAAUUCGGCCUGAUCUGUUCAAAUAUCUCAUCAGUCAUCAGAGACAGAGUGUAAUUUGCACAUGAAGAUCUAAGUAGCUAAUUUGUAGAAGGAUAACCGUAUACAUGUAAUUGAUGUGCAAAAACAAGGUUUGGACUACCAGUAGGCUAUCACUCAAAACUUGCCGACCGUUGCAUCGAGGAAUAUAAUUGUUACCGUAUUUCAUCAAGUUUGCUUGUGCUCUUGAUUCAUAAUCCAGCCACAUCGUUUAAAAUUGGCACUUGGUCUUAGACUUAGCAGUUGCAGUGUAGAGAAUUGCCAGAGUCAAAAGAGAGUAACUUGCUUUUUCCAGCUACAAAAAAAAGAAGAGAAAAUAGUGCAGCUCAACGAAUAUAUUUCCAAAUUUGUCAGAAUUGUGAACACUUUGCAGAUAGACCAAGAUGAAGCUUCUUGAGAAUCCCAAAUUGGAAGCCAUCAGUGAAGCUCUGGCCAUGGAAACUGGAGAAUCCAGGAUUCUUGGAAAGGUGGAAAGUUACUCCUGUAAGAUGGCUGGUCAGGACAAACGUCUUUUCAAGCUUCUGAGCCAGGAGAAUGGUCACUCUCCUAGUGAGUUACAGGCCCUCUCACCUCCUCAGAGUACAUUGACAGUCCAGCACCCAAACAUCGUCAGCCGUAGCAGUGGGGACGAAGCAGGGGGACCCCUGUGCCAUACCUGUAGCAGGAAGAUGAUCUUCUAUCUGAUCUCGACGCUCAAUGCUGCAUUUCACCCCGAUUAUGAUUUUAGUGAUGCAAAGAGUGAUGAGUUCAGUCGAGAGCCAAGCUUGGACUGGACUGUGAAUGCAGUAGAUGGCAAUCUGUUCUCUGCUGGCGGGGAGCUCUACACUACUCAGAUCAGGCCAAAGCUCUGGGCUGCCAUCAAUGAUGAAAUCAGUGCUACAGAAUGUGAGAUCUACAGCUACAACCCAGACCUUUCUUCUGAUCCUUUUGGAGAAGAAGGUGUCCUGUGGUCAUUCAAUUACUUCUUCUACAACAAGAAACUGAAAAGGAUUCUCUUCUUCACUUGCAGGGCUACAAGGAGGGACCUUUGCCAUGAUUCUGGCCUCGGUCAUGACCUGUCCCUGACUGUAGGUGACGAUGAUGAUCUGUUGAUGGAUUCUGAUGGAGACAGCCAAGAAGAUGUGGAUUACUAUGCAGCAGAACCAGUGUACCGUGGAAGAGGGAUGGAAGUGUUCUAGAGCACCGGGGUUAGAAGUCUCUUUCCUUGAUGGACUGCAGUGAACGUUACCAAGCUUAGACUUCAUUUCUCAUCAAUUACUUCAUCAAUUUCUAGUAUUCAUUCCAAUGUGGAUCAAUAACCACAUUUCUCUGCUCAAGCUACCACCCUUUUUUAAAGCCAACAAUAACUUAACCCUGUGUCAGACUUUAUACCCAGUCACUAAUUCUACCACAUAUAUAAUCUGAUGUUCAGUUAUUGGUUUGCAUUUGAUAUUUUCAGAAGGUGAGAGAUGUAAAGUACUUCUGAAUUCAAUGCAGUCAUGCAAUAUCAAAAUUUUAUCAACAGUUAUUUUGAUGUAUUUAACCAAUAGAUAAUUUAAUGUAAAGGUGGGAAAAAAAGAAUAUCACAGCAACACAGAAUGGGAAAGAGUGCCAAUGUUUUUGAAGAGUUUAUAAAAGUGGUUUUACUUAAUGACAUUUUUAUGUUCCUGAGAGAUUGGUCAUUGCAAUGUAUUUUCUGUGAUCUUGAUCAUCUUCACACAUUUUUUUUUUUUUUUUUUGCAAUCUGCUUUAUGCCUGAAGAUAGACCAGUGAAAUUUGUGGGGUUUUACAGAAUGUGAUUCAUCAAAGAAAAUGAGUACAAAUUAGCCAUGCCAUAAUUGUCAUGUGGAAUUUCUGUUAUGCUUUGCAAAAGUGGUAACCAUUUUUUCUGAAAACAUUGAAAAAAAAAAGUGGUGGUUAAAUUGCUUUUUAAAAUUUUGGAGAGAGAAAUUAUAUACCUUCGUAUGGAUGCCUGAUGCGACAUAAUGGUACCAAUGCUUGAUCCGUGAUUGAUAUCAGUGUCUAAUUUAAUUUGAUGGUAUUCAUUACUAUUCAUGCCUAAUUUGAGAUCGUGUUUUUCAUGCCCAUUUUUCAUACGGUAUCGGAACUGUAUUGGUAUGAUAGUUGUUGGUCAAAUAAACACCAAGGAUCUAUUAAGUUUAUCGUCAAAGGACCUUUUGCAGAGUUGCAAAAAGACUUAACUUUAAAAAUCAAAUGCUACUUGAUUUUCCACCAAUAAGAAGUGCAUUUAUGAUUUGCAUUUGAUUUGUCUGUUACAAGACACUGUAUUACUUAAUACAUGGAAACAUAGUAAAAAUACUGACCCCAUAUCAAGUAGAUUAUGAUGCUGAUGAUGAUCUAACAUAACUUAAUCUAGAUAUACCAAGAGACUAAAGAGAAAGAGCAUCAAACCCCUUUCAAGCAUGACUUCUGUUUCAGGAACAUAAUAAUCUAGCUAAGUUAGAGUUAUCCAAAUGUGCGACCGAUUUGGCUGUGUUACAGGGAAAUUGUAAAUGAUUGAAUAAUAGAAGAAUAUAGAGAGAUAUAUAUUUAUUCUUUUGAUACUUUGUUCAUGUAUAGAGUUUGGAUGUUUUGUACAUAAUUUCAGGAGUUUUCAACAGUUGUUUUUAAUACUUUAGAUGUGAAUUGUACAUACUUGUUCUACAUGUCCCUGUGGAUGUCUUAAGCACUUUUGUGAUUUGUUUUGUAUUUUUGUACCAGCAUAUCUGUGUUGACUGUUCUACUGUAUAGAGUUUAGGUGUUUUUUCGCUUAUGGAUUAUCUGUGUAAAGUCAUGAUGUACCUGAUGUGGAUGAUUUGCAUUUGGUUUGCUUUCGUGUCAAACCUUAAUUUUGUUGGAAAAUUUGAAGUUGGUUGUGGUGCUAUAAUGAGCAUUUGUGCUUGGGCUAGUCUCAUAUACUUAAAGAUCCAUCUUUCUGAAUGAAAAUACUAUUGUACACAUUUAUGCACCAAAUAACAUGGAACUUCUUUUGGCUGCUUUUGUUGGCAUGCUGCAUACAUAUUUAAAGAAUUCCUUUAAAAAAAUUCACACUAAGAAUUUUUCGUCAGAGAAAAAAAAAAUGAAAGCAACACUUUUACAAUGUUUGCACAGCAUUCAAUUUCAUGAAAUGUGGGAAAUACUAAAUAGUAGACCAAAAAGUACACAUCUAACCUUAUAAUGAUGAAAGUUCAUCUGUGUUGGACUUGGUUGAAAAUAAGUAAAAGUAAAUUGAGUCACUUCGGUCAUCGCUGAGGAAGGCAGCAGUUUGCAGCUGAAAAUUUCAAGGCAAUUUCUUGAGAUUUGUCUUUGUGUUUUACUCACAUCUAACCUUAUCAUUAUGGAUAGGAUUGUCAGUUGCAGAAAAGUACUAUACCUUAAUCUGCAGUUUUUUCAAGACAGAUAUCACAUAUCCAGCAAGAGCAGUCAAAUUUAAUCAAGCGGAGGUUAUUUUUCAGGUUUUAUUUCAUGAAAAAUUGUGAUUUAGUUUAGAGUUUAUUCACUUACUAUGCAGUUUUAAGCAAGAGUAUUAAAUAUUAAGGCUUGUUCUAGUUUAAUACAUUCAUGUAAAAGUAGAAUACUUUUAUAUUUUGAAAAGUAUUUAAAAAACUUUGUAUGCAAUUUUAACCCCUUUAACACAAAGCUUUGUGAUCAGUUGUAAAAUGCCAUUCAUGAUACAUUUGAUAUUAAAACAUUUGGUCAUUAUCCAAUCAGAAUUGCUCACAAUAAUUGGAUUAAUCACAGAUCUGUGUGUUACCAGGCUCUGGUCUGUAUUCUUGCCAUAUGCCCAUACAUUUUCCCCCAAACUCAAUAAGUAUUAAUAAUCUUUAAUAGUUUUGACUUAUCCAUUGCAUCAGUACCUUCCUUAUUUUGUCAACAAUGACCUUGCAAGUUCUAUCUGCUUUUUAAGCAAACCUCUCCAAACCUUUUAAUGCAUUAGAAGUUAAAGAAAGCCCACUUAUAGUAUAGUGAUUAUUAAAAAAAAAAGUUAUUUAAUUGCAAUUUUGUCAAGCUUUUUUACUGUAUAUAAGUAGGUAUGCAUGUAUGUUUCAUUGUAAAAAAAAAAAUCAAAAAGAGGGCUGUUAAGUGAAUUAAAACAAAAUUGUUAUAAGCAAA
Molecule: messenger RNA, 4945 nt
Organism: Lytechinus pictus (painted urchin)
Lineage: Eukaryota; Metazoa; Echinodermata; Echinoidea; Temnopleuroida; Toxopneustidae
Product: repressor of RNA polymerase III transcription MAF1 homolog
Exons: 6
Coding region: 1237-2031 (264 amino acids)
Biological process (GO): negative regulation of transcription by RNA polymerase III
Cellular component (GO): nucleus
Molecular function (GO): RNA polymerase III core binding
Source: RefSeq, a predicted model, not a curated record